AUGUCAAAACGAUACAAAAAGAAGAAUAAAGACAACAAAGCCAAUAAGAAUCUGUCACAGUCCUGUCAACCCAAAAGUAGCAGCAAGGAUUCGACUAGCUUGAACAAGGAUAAGACAUUGACUAUAAGCUGUGAUAAAGGCAGCACCGUGGGUUAUAUGAAUAGUACCAUUAAGUCAAACAUUAUACGAAGAGCUCCUGAUAAUGUUAUCGAUUCGCCAACACCAUCCCAUCAAUCACCAGCAGGUUCUAUGGCCACUAAGAAGCCACAACCAAUAGAUCAUAAGCCAGUACUAAAGACAAAACAACUACUCUCAAGUUAUGACGACUGCUCGUAUAGUUCGCAGACAGUUUCUCUCGAUGAAAAAAUGUAUAAUAUGCAAUAUGAGAUCGAUAAAAAACAUGACGAAGACCAGACUUUACUUUCCGAGUUAUAUCAUGCUUUAACGUAUAUCAGGGCUAUUGAUUUUGAGGAGGAGCACCAAGAAUGA
Molecule: messenger RNA, 489 nt
Organism: Phycomyces blakesleeanus NRRL 1555(-)
Lineage: Eukaryota; Fungi; Mucoromycota; Mucoromycetes; Mucorales; Phycomycetaceae
Exons: 1
Coding region: 1-489 (162 amino acids)
Source: RefSeq, a predicted model, not a curated record